UGCUCAUUGAAAAGACGAAACAGCCAACAAGUUUUCAACUGCAAGCGUGUACUGCAACUUUGAUGUUUCCGAUCAAUCCAAAUGGCGACGCCACGAAGAAAGGGAAACCUCGGGGUAGGAAAAAGAAGCCACGCAAGUGGACUAAACCUGAUGGAAUGCCCAAGCGUCCACUAUCAGCAUAUAACCUAUUCUUCAGGCACGAACGCAGGAAACUACUGGACGCUUCCUCACCAAGCAUUGAAGACAACGAAGAAACCAACGCGAUUGUAGCCGAAAGCAAGAUUGGAUUUGCUGUCUUAGCUCGAACGAUUGCAUCAAAGUGGCGAGAUCUUGAAGAAAACGAAAAGAUCCCUUAUGUCCAACAAGCUGAAAUAGAGCAGGAACGCUACAAAAGAGAGGUCGAGGAAUGGCAACGUCUCGGUUUGGACCCGAGACAGAAAAAUCCGGAAGCCUCAAACGCUUGCAAUGCUGAAUUGUUUAUAGACAACCAGCACAAUCUCGACAGUUAUAGAAAGCCAAAUGCUUCGUUCUCCGUCCAGCGGCACACUUCUUCCCACAAGGCAAACAUUUCUCCGUUCAAUGUUCCACAGUCUAGUCGGACCUCCAAUUCCAGCACCUUUUCUUUGCAAGACCUCGUUCAAUCUUCCGCGACUCCCGAAUUUUGGGAAAAAGAGGGAAGAGCUGAUCUACCGAGCUCGCAAAACAAAUUCGCUACAUCUGUUGAGAGCGCUCUUCAUCAACAUCAACCUUAUCAAUUUCGCCAGCUACAUCAAGAAAAAGAUUUCUUUGAAACAGUUGAAUCUAGUAGUUAUGAUCAAGCGUAUGCACCUCUACAACCUUUUGCGGCGUCCAUCAACAAGUCGCCGAAAACUCAAAAAGUAAAGGAUACAGCACGAGGAGACAACUUGGCUGAAGGGACGGAAGCAUUCUGGUCAGAGGCGACCAAGAAUUUUGCCUUGCCAUCCCAGGUCGAAGAUCAGAAACUCCCGGCAAAUGACGAAUAUCAAACGACACAUGCAACGCAAGCAUCUCUCCAGCAACUGCAAGAAAAGUUGAGCAGCGAAGAAAUAUCCUUUCUGAAGAAGUUGGGUUGAUGCUAAUUCAUAAUUUUUAUGUUAGCUAGCU
Messenger RNA from Phaeodactylum tricornutum CCAP 1055/1, 1125 nucleotides. RefSeq lists its product with no specific name. The coding region runs from base 63 to 1094 and encodes 343 amino acids. NCBI's taxonomy places the organism in Eukaryota, Bacillariophyta, Bacillariophyceae, Surirellales, Neidiaceae. The transcript has a single exon. The record is from RefSeq and is a predicted model, not a curated record.